This is a messenger RNA of Symbiodinium sp. CCMP2592, 3018 nucleotides long. NCBI's taxonomy places the organism in Eukaryota, Dinophyceae, Suessiales, Symbiodiniaceae. The record is from the annotation of a GenBank genome assembly.
AUGGUCGAGCCAGCUGCCAAGCGCCGCUGCUUGGAUGCUUCAGAGACUGGGCGGCCUCUUUGGGAGGCAUGGCGGUGGGGAGGAGCUGGUUGGCGAAAGUACAACGAUGCGGACCAGAAUGCGUUGGAAGAGGCGUACUUGACCGGGCAGGACACAGCAGAAAUCGGCGAGUCAGGGAGCAGGGUGUUCUGGACCUCUUGUGGGCAAUGCGCCGAGCUCAAGGGUGGCUGCGUUCGCCCAGCUCGCCGUCGUUGGGUGCGCAGUGAGGCGGCCCUGGACACCGUCACACCGCGCAACAUUCGCUGGUUCGACGGCUCGGAGAUUUUCUUCAAUCGUUUAGCACCUCACAUGCAGCACAGGGAGAUCUGUGACCUGACAGACGACCGCGAGGGCCCCGAGGGCCGCGAGGGCCCUGCGGCACGAGAAGGAGAGCUGUCCCUGGAAGAGAUCGUGGCUGGACAGGGCCUUCAGUCUGUUCUGGUGGCAAGCUAUGGCAUGAACAGGGAAGACGUUGUUGCUGUAUUUGGUCAGCCAAAGACUCUGACCCUGGUGGACGAGUACGACCAUGUUCGAGAAGCUCCAGGUGCAGAACCGCUAGUUGGUGAAGGGCUGGGCAAGGACUUCGCCGAAUGGACGCUGAUACGGCCGAUGUUUGAGCAGGGUCCAGCUUACAAAGGUGGUGUCUUGCAUCCGAAGUUGCUCUUGCUGCAGUGCUCUGAUCGGCUGCGAGUUGUGGUGUCCUCCGCGAACUUUUCGCGUGCUGGUUUCUCAGAGAUCUCGCAGUGCAUUUGGGUUUGCGACUUUGCAGCAGCAGACCCAAGCAAGAAAAGAACUGACUUUGGGGCCUGUCUUCGGGACUUUGUCGACCGCUUGCUCACAAUCAACACUGGCAGCCAAGGUGCAAACUUGGCGAAGAAAGUACGGCAGAAAUGGCUGGGAAUCCUUGCGAAGCACGACUUGGAAGUGCCAGAAGGUGUCCAUCUGGUUGCCAGUGUACCUGGCCGCCAUUGGAGCCCUUCCUUCGGGCUUGGGAGGCUUCGACAUCUGCUCAGCGAGGCAAGCAGCAAAGGCUGCCGCUGGAGCCGAGUUUGGUAUCAAUUCUCCUCCUGUGGCCAGGUCCGGUCUGGGAAGUGGUUCGACCAGUUUACGAAGGUGAUCUCCGACCCUGAGAGGUCAGGACGUCCGGACUUCAAGCUCAUCUGGCCCACGGAGAGGCAAGCCCUCAAGAAGGGCGUUGUCGGUCGAGGCAACUACUGCCUCGAUGACCACGACAAUCUGCCUCGAGGGCAACUCCAUGUCUUGCGACCGGCAGAGAGACGCCCACAACAUGUGUUGCUGCACAGCAAAGUCAUGGUCGCAGAGGCGGCAUCAGAUCCUUCAAAGCUUGCAUGGGUCUACGCGGGCUCUCACAACCUGAGCGCGGCUGCAUGGGGCGUGCAGGUGGAAGAGGAACUGCGUAUCAGCAGUUGGGAGCUGGGCAUCCUUUACAUCUCACCGCCACCGCAACGCUGCUUUUUGCCGUUCCAUCUCCCUGCGCCGAAGUACCUGGAAACGGACAAGCCCUGGUCCCCAGCAGCAUUCCACAGGACCGUAUUCCACGCCGGCGAGGAUGCCACUGAAGUACAGCGGCAGUGCGACUCUGUCAAGAAGUUGGCAUCGCUCACGGCGAGCGCUGUCCGCCCAACAGAUUUACGAAUCAUCACUGGCAUGUUCGGUAACGAAGACAUGGCGGGUCGGACGAUUCUACUUCGCUUCUUCUUGGAUCUGGAGGACACAGUUUUCACCCCAUACAUUUGCAACACGAUAUUGGCGUCCCCAAAUGUCGCCACCAAGCUUGCAGACUUGGGUGGCAUUUGGGUGGCCGACGCAUCCCAGCAUUCCCGCCAUUUGGAGAGUCUCCAGUGGCAUUUGAACUUGGAAUAUGACGUCGAAGUGGUGGCACCCUUUGUCAUCGCCCACUGCCGUCUUCCUGGAUGUUAUGGCGAUUUGGCAUGGGCGGUGAAAGCCCGGGCUUCCUGGACAGUGUUCCCGGAGCCUGGGGAGUUCCUGGCCUGGCUGGAAGACUUUGAGUCGAGGACGGGCGCGCUGCUCUCGCACCCUGUCGUCCUGAGCCAUGGCAUUGCCCCGGCGGCGCCAGCCGUAGAGACCCAUGCUGGGGCUGCCGCGGCUGCCCUGGCUGGAUACAGGCUGCUGAUCUUCGAGCUCGAGGGAGUACUCGUGACCCGUGCUCGGAAGCUCCAGCUCCGCCCCAACGUGGAAGCCUUCUUCUUGUCGUUGGCUUCUCUGGCAGAUCCCCCACAGGUGGUUAUCGCAAGUGACCAAAGCCAAGUCGGGUUGCGCCUGUGGCUGGAGAGCUUUGCCGCAGGCGAUCCUGGCAUUGCCACGAAGCCCACGGAGGCCGAGGCAAAAAGCAGAGUUCAGGCCGCCGUGACCCUACUGGAAGAGGUCAUGAAGCGGGCGUCUUCCGAAGAGCAUCACCGCGAACCAGCGGAGAAGUCGCUGAGCUGGAGGCCAUUUCGGUCGCUUCUGAGCUUUCGCUACCGGGCGCGCUCCGGCCGCUGGGGCCUCGCACCUUCGGGCCGCGAUGCGGAGGGCAGCUGGCGAAAGGACUGGGUAAAACCGGCACCAGGCAUGAUCAAGCAGGCCAUGGCAGAUGUCGGUGUGCCAUGCGCGAAGACUGUUGUCAUCGGAGCAGAGCGUGCGGACCAGGACGCGGCGAAGGCAGCUGGUGCAAGCUUUGUUUGGGCCACGGAUCUAUUCGGCGGGGUGGCCGGCAAGAGAGCUGCAGCACAGGCUUCCUCGCCGUCUGCAGCCAGCACUCCCGAGCGGGCCUCCGCACGCCGACAGACGCACCAUGAAGGACUGCAAGCAAAUGCUUGGAAGUCUGGAGUCCUUCUGCAUGGGCAGGGAAGAUCUUGUGACGUUGAAGGAACUAUUGACCUUGACGAGGACUCUGAUCUGGACAAUGCUGCAAGGGAAAAGAUGCUUGCGAUGCUUCCGGUAUCUUCCGGUGACUAG